UAAUUUAAAAAAAAAAAUGUUCUGGCAAACCUUCAACAGGUCUAACACUAAUUACUUUUUUUUUUGUAUAAAUAUAUUUUCAUAUUAAAAUUAAUCAAACCCUUCAAAAUUAAAUCAAUCAAAGGAAAAUUUUGGUAGAAUUUUCUGCUACACGUUCCAGGAAUUAAAAAAAAAAAAAAGAAUUAAGAUAAAGGAAAAAAGAAAGAGAAUACUAUGAGCACCAUCUGAUCAAUUAUGCGUGGUUCUGCAUGUUACCAUUGAAUUUGCAGGAGAAAUUUCCUUGAAUAUACAGAAGAUUUGUCGCUUAGGAACAGGAAGUAACAAGUUGAAUAUUAAAAAAAAUAACUUCUCAAUAGAAAAACAACAUCCUUGCUUUCACGUGCGUUGGCUCCUGCGCGUUUCAUAAUAUUAAAACCAUCAAUCAUGCAAAUGAUUUUUUAAUAAUUUACACGAGACCUUGACUUCACUCAAAAAUAUUGCCUCUCCUUAUCAUCUUCUAGUUUUCAACUUCUGCUUCAACUCAUUUCUCUGAUCUUUGCUGGAAAGAAACGAUGACUGACAUGAUCUCCAGUUUCGUGGUAGACGCAGCAAUAUCCAGGGUGGUUUCACUCAUUACUGAUGAAAUCAUGCUUGCUUGGAAUCUCAAGGAUGAUUUGAAAGGCCUCCAAGAAUCUCUCACAAUGAUCCGUGCUGUGCUUCAAGAUGCAGAGGAGCAACAAACAAAGAGGAAGCCUGUGAGGCUUUGGUUGAAGAAGCUCCAAGAUGUAGCUUAUGAGGCUGAAGAUGUUCUUGACGAGUUAGGCUAUGAGAAUCUUCGACAGAAGGUUGAAAUGCAAGACCAAUCCGGAAAGAAGGUACGCAACCUUUUGCCAUUCUCCAAAGGCACUGGUUUUGUUAAGAAGGCUGCAUUACAUGUCAAAAUAGCCCACAAAGUUAAGAACGUAAGUGAAUCGUUGAGUAAGAUUAAGAAUGAAGCUAUGGGUUUUGGACUCGAAGUCAUAUCUAGAGAUAGAACAAUGCCUCAAAUUGACUUGGAUCGAGUGACGGACUCAGUCCUUGACAACACAAUUGUGGGGAGAGAAGAUGAUGUCUCUAGAAUUGUGAACUUGCUGAGUUGUUCCUGUGACCAACAAGUUCUUACUAUUAUUCCCAUAGUGGGGAUGGGGGGUCUGGGAAAGACAGCCUUAGCUAAAUUGGUGUGUCAAGAAUUAAUAAAAGAAAAGCUUUUUGAUCUUAAAAUAUGGGUCUGUGUAUCUGAUAACUUUGAUGAUCGAAGAAUUUUAGAGGAGAUGUUGCAAACUCUCAAUGCAAACAUGGGAGGGUUGACCAACAAAGAUGCAAUACUUCAACAGCUUGAAAAGGCGUUGGAGGGAAAAAAAUUUCUACUUGUUCUUGAUGAUGUAUGGGAUGAUGUAUUAACAAGGUGGGAUGAUUUAAAAAUCCGUUUGGAAAACAUUAGUAGAAACAACGGAAAUGCUAUUGUUGUCACCACUCGGAGUGAGGAGGUGGCAUCAAAGGUGGAGACGUCUAUUUCAUGUAGGCAUAAAUUGGAUUUGUUGUCUGAUGAUAAUUGUUGGUUCAUUAUGAAGGAAAAGGUGUUAGGAAAUGGAACAUCAACCCCCCUAGACCUAGAUUUGGAGGCCAUUGGAAAGGAGAUUGCAAAAAAAUGUAGAGGAGUGCCAUUAGCAGCAAAAGUUUUAGGUGGGACGAUGGGUUUCAUCAGGGAUAAGAAUGCGUGGUUGUUGAUUGAGAAAAAUGAAGUUUUGAAUGCAUCAUAUGGAAAGGAUAAUGUUCAGUCCAUACUGAAACUAAGUUUUGAUCACUUGCCUUCAUUCUUGAAGUCAUGUUUUGCAUAUUGUUCGAUCUUUCCAAAAGAUUUUAAUUUUGACAAGGAAGAACUAAUUUGGCUUUGGAUGGCUGAAGGUUUAGUGAUGCCGUCUAGUCAAGAUGAGGGCAACAAGUAUUUUAAUGCCUUACUGCAGAAUUCCUUUUUUCAAGAUGUGAGAAAGGAUCAAUAUGAGAAUAUUAGAUGGUGCAAGAUGCAUGAUCUUGUACACGAUCUUGCAUUGUCUCUUUCCAAGUCUGAAUUAUUGACUUUGGAAAAUUGUUCAACGGGUGAUAACAUAUCUUUCACUCGUCGUUUAUUUAUAAAUCGUCAAAAUGCAGCAACUUUAAUGGCAUUUCCGAAAGGUGGUACUAAGAAGCUGAGCAGUUUAUUCAUAGAUGGCAUUGUCUUUGAUGGGACUUGGAAGUUGAAAAGGUUGCGGACUCUAAUCUUGAAAAGUGCCAAAAUUGAAGAGUUGCCAUCUUCAGUUGGCAAGUUGAAACAUUUAAGAUAUCUUGACAUCUCAAGGACUAACAUCAAAGUGUUGCCUGAAUCCAUCACCGGUCUCUACAAUUUGCAAACAUUGAGAUUUUCUCUUUGCCGGUCUCUUAAAGAAGUUCCCAGAAACAAAAUGUGCAAUCUGAUCAACUUGAGGCAUAUUGAAUUUUCUGAACCUCACCAUAUGCCAUCUAUGUUGGGGCGGUUAACUUGUCUCGAAACACUGCCAAAUUUUUUUGUGGCUCCAGGUGGGGGAAGUAACAUUCAAGAACUAGAAUGCUUAAACCAACUAAGAGGGGAGUUGAACAUAAUUUUUCUUGAGGAGGUGAGAGACAAAGAAGAAGCUGAGAAAUCAAAUCUAAAGGGGAAAAUGAAAUUAAAAGCCCUAGGAUUUAUAUGGAAAAAUGGAAGAGAAAUCAGAAGCAAUGAUAAGGAAGUGUUGGAGGGCCUUGAGCCUCACCCAAACAUAGAGAGAAUAGACAUAGGGAAUUAUUUGGGUGAAAAUUUUCCUCAGUGGCUGUUAAUGAUGAAAAUUCCAAGUAAGGGUGACUCUUUUGAUAAUUUGGUGGAACUUAAAUUUUGGGACUGUCAUUGCUGUGAAGAACUCCCGAAGCUUGGGCAUCUUCCUCGUUUUAAAAUACUUAUGAUACUUGGAAUGGAUAAGAUCAGAAGCAUAGGGAAUGAAUUCUAUGGCAUUGAGAGUGGAAGCACAAGCAAUGGAGGGAGACUGUUCCCGGCAUUAAAGAAACUAUGCUUCUUUAAUAUGCCGAAUUUAGUUGAAUGGAAGGCACCGGUAAAUGAAGGAGGUGAAACAUAUGUAUUUCCUUGCCUUGAAGAAUUGAGCAUAGGUAAAUGUCCUCGGUUGACAAAAAUUCCAUUAAGUGAUCAGUCAUCGCUUGUAAAACUGCAAGUCGAUGAUUGUGAAGAAUUAAGCUAUAUAUUUGACGAACUGCACUCCUUUCCGUCUCUUAAAAGUCUAUCGAUGGGUGGGUUUUAUAAGUUAACUUGUCUUCCAAGUGUUCUGAAAUCCUUCACUUCUCUGCAAUCAUUGAAAAUACGUAGAUGCAAAGGGCUGACAUUCGUUCCUGAAUAUAUAGGCGAAUUGCAUUCUCUUCGUCAUUUAUAUAUAACAGAGUGUCAAAGUUUGAGUUGUUUUCCAGAGAAGAUAUUAGGAGGGCUUUUCGGAUUGAGGAUUUUACAUGUUGGUGGUUUCUCUAAGGCGUUGGAUGGUUUUCCUUAUCUGAAUUCAAUUCAAGACCUCCCAUCCCUUGAGAACUUAGGGGUAUAUGGGGAUUAUGACAGUAGAAUGAAGUCUUUGCCAGAUCAACUUCAAGGCCUCACUGCCCUCAAGUCGUUGGUUAUAUGUAAUUUCAAUGGAGUGGAAGCUUUGCCAGAGUGGUUAGGCAACCUAUCAUCUCUAACCCACCUUAAGGUUUCGAAAUGUGAGAAUUUGAAGUAUCUCCCUACAGCUAUAGCCAUGAAACGCCUCUCCAAAUUAAGGACUCUCCACAUUCUUGAUUGUCCCCUUCUUAGGGAAAAUUGCACCAUGGGAAUUGGCUCUGAGUGGUCCAAGAUUUCUCAUCUCCUGUCUAUAAUUAUAGACGAUGAACUUUUUUACUGAGUGGCCCGCAUGAUAAGAAUGUGAAUACUGAGAGGACAAAGAAGCGGAACUUUUUUUCCUCUACAGAACUUUUUAUGGAUAACUCCAUACAGCCAGAAUCUUGUUGUUGAUUGAUGAGACUGCCCUCACAAAACCUCUUGACAUCCAAGGGGUGUUGCUGAUAAUUCUUUCUCAAGUUUCAAUAGGGGGCAUGGCUGCAUUGCAGGAUAGCUAGAUUCCAUGAAUAGAAGGGAUAUGAAGCAGAAGUAAGGAAGAAAGAAAAGAGGAACUUUGGGAAGUAAUUGUCAAAUAAGAUGGUACUUGGAUGUGAACUGUGAAAUCAAAUUUAAAUUCCUAUUUAGCAGCUCUAAUGCCUGUUUAUCAAUCUCUCACUUUUUUCCAUGGCAAUGGUGUAAAAUGUAUGAUUUUCUACUGAAGGGUUAGGCAGCAGCAUCUUUCAAAAAAAUUUGACCCAGUUUGAUGUUUUGUACUGUUUGAUGGUUGAUGUUAACUUGAUUAAUAGUAUUUUAUGAUUGUAAUUCUUGUACAGGAGAUAAAGAGUGGAUUCACUUCAGGAUAACCUUGAUUGUAUAGCAGUUGGUGGCGUAAAGCAAAUCAAGCUCUUCUUUAGUUGGCCUGGUUAAAAAUUCUCGGAGUGUAGGAGUUCAUUCACCAUUGGAUCGAGCUCAAAUUUGGUCAGCAAGUUCUUGACACCUGGUUCUUCAGUUUGAAUGGUGGAGAUCGAAAUUGGAAACUUCUAGCCUGGUUAGUCCAUGAAUUUUGCCUUGUUUUUGGUGAAAUUCUUCAUCUUUUUCUUCAUCUUCUCUAGAAUUUAAUCUCUUUGUUAUUGAAAUCAAUUUGUUUAUGUAUUGUGACAAUUAUGGAUGUGGUAUUUGUAACAUUAUUUUGUUUAUAGUGGAGAUUUGUGGUGGACUCAAAAGUCCUGUGGUUUUUCCUCUUUGAUUUGAAGAGGUUUUCCACGUAAAAA
Hevea brasiliensis (rubber tree) is the source of this 4911-nucleotide messenger RNA. Its product is annotated as putative disease resistance protein RGA3. The record is from RefSeq and is a predicted model, not a curated record. Gene Ontology annotation, molecular function: ADP binding; protein binding. Lineage: Eukaryota; Viridiplantae; Streptophyta; Magnoliopsida; Malpighiales; Euphorbiaceae. The transcript has 4 exons. The coding region runs from base 552 to 3944 and encodes 1130 amino acids. Gene Ontology annotation, biological process: defense response to other organism.